AUGGUUGAUGGGAUAAAGUCAAUUUGCUUACCUUCCUUUGACGAUCCCAGCCACGAAGGUGAUACAGUUUUCCUUACCGGAUGGGGAAAAACAUCUGGCUACGACAUCAAUGGGCCUUUAAGUCCGACUUUAAGGGAGACAACUUCCACCGUAAUCAGCAACGCGGAAUGCUCCGCAGUUUAUGGAGGUAGUAUAAUUACUGCUAAUACCAUAUGCAGCAGUGGCACUGGCGGUAAAGGGAUCUGUCCGAGUGACAACGGAGGGCCUAUGAGUUACAUGACAACGGACGGAAAUUUCGUACAGACUGGAGUUGCCUCAUUCUAUUCUUCAACGGGUUGCGAAAAUGGCCAUCCUUCUGGGUUCACUCGUAUUCGGAACUACCUUGAUUGGAUAUCUACAGAAACGGGCGUCAUCACUCCGAAUUCAGCCAUGGUGAAUUCAAUUUGUUUCAAAUUAGUAAUUGCACUUGUUUUAGCCAUUCAUUAUUUUUAA
Daphnia pulex (common water flea) is the source of this 492-nucleotide messenger RNA. Its product is annotated as chymotrypsin BI-like. Lineage: Eukaryota; Metazoa; Arthropoda; Branchiopoda; Diplostraca; Daphniidae. The transcript is spliced from 4 exons. Gene Ontology annotation, molecular function: serine-type endopeptidase activity. Bases 1 to 492 code for a protein of 163 amino acids. Gene Ontology annotation, biological process: proteolysis. The record is from RefSeq and is a predicted model, not a curated record.